UCCAAUGUGUCAAUAAGAGGACCAGACAUGGUGAGAGAUUGUCUGCACAACAAAAAUCUCAUAUACAGAAACACAAAGAAAUUAAGAAGCAGUAGGCAUGGGCGACCAAGGAGUAGUGCUACUGCAAGUCACGGUUAUAUGGGUGGUAUUGGCAGCCAUGGCAGCACCGGCAGCUGCUCAAUCCAAGCCAGGUUGCCCAGAUAGGUGUGGCAACGUUAGCAUCCCAUACCCAUUUGGCACAAGGGAAGGCUGUUAUCUGAAUGAAGAAUUCCUCAUUACCUGUGACAACAGUACAAGCCCUCCCAAAGCCUUCUUAACGAAUAGUAAUAUCAAUGUCACAAACAUAAAUUUCGACGGUGAGUUGCAUGUCUUGAGCCUUAUGGCCCGUAAUUGUUAUUACCCCAACGGCACCGAGCAGCCUAACUCCACCACAGCCUCUUUCUCGCUGUCCAUAUUCAGUAUCUCGGACACCCUAAACAAGUUCUUUGCGGUUGGUUGCGACACUUAUGCACUUCUCCAAGGCUACCAAGGAGGAGAUCUUUACACAACUGGCUGCAUGUCUAUAUGUUCCAGCGAGAAGCAAGUCCAGGAUGGAUCUUGCUCAGGGGCUGGUUGUUGCCAGGUCUCAUUCCCAGAAGGAUUAGAUGAUACUACUCUGACAUUAAGCAGCUACUUCAAUCAUACAAAAGUUCAUGACUUCAAUCCCUGCAGCUAUGCUUUUAUUGCCGAAGAAUCAGCCUUCAAUUUCUCCUCCAAAAAUCUUACCAAUUUACAGGAUAUGGAAAAGCUUCCUAGGGUGGUUGAUUGGUCAAUUGGCAAUGAAACAUGCCAGGUGGCUAAAACCAACCCGAGCAGUUACGCCUGUAAGGAGAAUAGCACGUGCUCGGAACCCAGUGGCCGAUCCGGCUAUCUUUGCAAGUGCUUUGAUGGUUACCAUGGGAAUCCUUACCUCGAUGGUUGCCAAGAUAUUGAUGAAUGUGAGAAUUCAAGCCUCAAUAAGUGUGUAGAAAAAGCAAGGUGCAAGAACAUCCCAGGGAAUUAUACUUGUUCUUGCAGGAAGGGGUACCAUGGUGAUGGCAGAGAAGAUGGUGAUGGCUGUAAUCCAAAUAUGUUGCAAGUAAUUCAGAUUGCCCUCGGUGUCAGCAUUGGCCUUAUAUCAUUACUAAUGGGUAGCUCUUGGUUAUACUGGGGACUCAAGAAAAGGAAGUUCAUUAAACUCAAAAAGAAGUUCUUUGAGCAAAAUGGUGGUUUAAUGCUGCGCCAACAACUUUCUAGUCAAGAAGGAUCCAAUGAAACAGUUAAAAUCUUUUCUGCUGAAGAGCUUGAGAAGGCCACCGACAAGUAUGCUGAGAAUAAAAUCAUUGGUCAAGGGGGAUAUGGAACAGUUUAUAAAGGAACCUUAACUAAUGGGAGAAUAGUUGCGAUCAAGAAGUCGAAGAUGGUGGAUAAAAGUCAAAUUGAGCAAUUCAUAAAUGAAGUGCUUGUGUUGAGUCAAAUCAAUCAUCGAAAUGUAGUAAAGCUUUUGGGUUGUUGCUUAGAAACAGAAGUUCCUCUCCUAGUUUAUGAAUUCAUCACUAAUGGCACCCUCUUCGACUACAUACAUAAAGGGAAGAAGAUAUCCACCAGUUCCUGGGAAGUUCGCUUAAGGAUUGCUACUGAAACUGCCGAAGUCCUAUCAUAUUUACAUUCUGCAGCAUCAACACCAAUCAUUCAUAGAGAUGUUAAAUCCACUAACAUACUUUUGGAUGACAAUUACACAGCAAAAGUUUCAGAUUUCGGAGCUUCAAGGUUGGUUCCCCUAGAUCAAACUCAAUUGUCUACAAUGGUGCAAGGUACUCUUGGAUACUUAGAUCCUGAGUAUUUGCUUACGAGCCAAUUGACAGAAAAAAGUGAUGUUUAUAGUUUUGGAGUUGUCCUUGUGGAGUUAUUAACAGCAAAAAAGGCACUUUCAUUUGAUAAACCUGAAGAGGAGAGAAGUUUAGCUAUGUAUUUUCUUUCUUCAUUGAAAGAUGAUCGUCUUUUUCAAGUUCUUGAUGAACGCAUAGUGAACGAGGAAAAUAUUGAGCAGUUAAAGGAAACUGCCAACCUUGCAAAAAAAUGCUUGAAAUUAAAAGGAGAUGAGAGGCCUACUAUGAAAGAAGUAGCAAUGAAGCUAGAAAGAAUGAGAAUGGUGGAAAUGCAUCCAUGGACUGAUCCAGAAGAGAAUGAAUACUUACUCGGUGAAUCUUCCCAUACAGUUGAUAAUGGUUGUAGUAUUGGUUCCACAAAUACUGCAUACGACAGCUUAAAGGGCCAUAUAAUGCUACCCGUGAAAGAUGGAAGAUGAUUGUUUUACAUGUAGCAAUAUGAUGCUGCUGGUGAUCAAUUAUUUUUAAUAAAUUUCAACUCUCAUGUAAGAAUGAAUGGGGAUUUUAAUAUUUAGAGAUAUGUAUUAAGUUUUUUAUGAUCUUUUUAUAAUAGUUGUACCUAUACAAAUUC
Vitis vinifera (wine grape) is the source of this 2478-nucleotide messenger RNA. Its product is annotated as putative wall-associated receptor kinase-like 16. Gene Ontology annotation, cellular component: plasma membrane. The transcript has 3 exons. Gene Ontology annotation, molecular function: protein serine/threonine kinase activity; calcium ion binding; ATP binding. NCBI's taxonomy places the organism in Eukaryota, Viridiplantae, Streptophyta, Magnoliopsida, Vitales, Vitaceae. Bases 98 to 2326 code for a protein of 742 amino acids. The record is from RefSeq and is a predicted model, not a curated record. Gene Ontology annotation, biological process: protein phosphorylation; cell surface receptor signaling pathway.